GUUAUGUUGCCCUCAUAAAAAACAGAGAGAAAGAAAACAGAGCAGCAAAAGGUGGGGAAACAAAAGGUCAUGCAUCUCUUCUGAUAUAACAACAACACACUCCCCAAACCCCCUUCCCUUGCUUUCAUUUCUCCUCCCACCACCACCACCUUCCCCUUCCCUAAAAACUCACAACAAACAAACAAACCACAACGCAUUUCCCAUCUUCUUCUUCUUCCUUUCUUCAUAAAGCUAGCAGCUUUCCAUUUCACAGACUACUCUCUGUUUCACCACAUUGUUUCUCUGUUUUUUUCCAUUUCUUUGGGGUUUUCGCACAAUGGCUGUUCAAGCCCAGUCUUACCCAGAGACCGUUGGACCCAGUUUCUUCCCCAUGUGCGGGUCCCAGGAUUGGUCGCCGCCGGCCAAUUUCACCGACGACCAAUCCCACCGCCGAAUCCCCUGUUUCGGCCUCCCGGAACAGCAACAACUCGCCUUCCAACCGCCGAACAAUCUCUUUCUCCACCAACAACAACAAGUUCCCACCUCCCAAACGACGCCCUCUACCUCCACCUCCACCGGCGGCGGGUCUCAAUCCGUCCUCCGCUCCCAGCUCGAGUCUCAGCGGCAGGAGCUUGACUCCUUCCUCCAAUUCCAGAACGAGAGGCUGAGAUUGGCGCUACAAGAACAGAGGAAGCGCCAGCUGGCGGUUGUGUUGAGAGGAGCGGAAGCCAGGGUGGCGGCGAUGGUGAGACGGAAGGAAAGCGAAUUGACGCAAGCGGCGACCAAACGAGUCGAGCUGGAGGCUCGCCUGAGGAAGGCGGAGGCGGAGAGGGACACGUGGCGGAGGGUGGCGGCGGAUACGGAAGCUGCGGCCUUGAAUCUGAACCGACAGCUGGAGCACGUCAAGGAGCGAAUGAUGUGUUCGACGGCAGCGGGGUUUGAUGGGAGCGACGGCGACGCGGAGUCGUCGACAAGCGGAGGGGAGCGGUGGUCGUCCUCGCCGGCGGCGAGGGGAGGAGGUUGUCGGAGGUGCGAAACUCGAGGGGCGUGUGUGGUUCUUUUGCCGUGCAGGCAUCUGUGCUCGUGCAAGGCUUGCGAGGGGUUUCUUGGGGCUUGUCCCGUUUGUAAUUCUGUGAAGGAAGGGAGCUUGGAGGUUUUUUGGGGUUAAAGAGGCGAAGGUAAAAAGAUGAGGGGGUAAAGGGGAAGACUAUUAAAUUUUGGGGGGUUAGAGGAUUGGAAUUGGGAAGGACAAAGGAGGGCAGAGAGAUUUUUUGGGAAGAACACAUGUUGGUGGUGGUACAUGUCAUUAUGGGGCUUUUUGUUGGUUUCCAGUCUUUUGUUUCUUGGGUAAUUAAUUUGUUGAGUACAAAAUUGGUACUCCACUUUGUUCAACUUUAUUACUAAUUUAGUACCUAAAGGGGCUUUCUUAACAAUUUUCGUCCACGUGAAUUAUGGA
Molecule: messenger RNA, 1435 nt
Organism: Linum tenue
Lineage: Eukaryota; Viridiplantae; Streptophyta; Magnoliopsida; Malpighiales; Linaceae
Source: the annotation of a GenBank genome assembly